AUGAAUCACUUCCCCUUGCCCCAAGGCAAAGGCCAUAUUCGAAUUCCCAAUCUCACGCGUAGUGACUAUAUCUCGGGUGAAGGACGCUUUCAUGGCUUUCCAACUCGACAAGGCUGGUCAAUUCAACAGCUCGAGGACAUUCAUUCGCUCGCAGGACGGCCAGGAUCAGAUGUCUCAAUCCCGGAAUUUUUUCAGAACUGGCUUUUCUUCGGCUGUGCAAUUGAAGUCUUUUCCAUUUCCGGUGUCGUUGUAUCUCAAUCUGAUUUACUGGAUAACGACAGGCAGUAUGUUAAUACUCGGCGACUUCCAUCUCUAAUACGCCAAUGGCGACAGCGAGCCCAGCAAACGGGUAACAAGAACAGCGCCACCAUCAUCCAAUGGGCAACUAAGACAGCUCUCAUCCUGAAGAAGGUCUCCGACUAUGUCGAUCUCUAUUGCAUCCCCUACUCCGAUAGCAAGCGUGGGCGACAGAUUCUGCAGCACCGACAUCCCAACGUACCUCUUCCCGAGAAGGUGUGGGUCUCUAUCAUUGCAUUGGGCCACACACUCACAGAAGCAAUGCUGUCCAUCUAUGGAAUUGUGCGCACAAGAAACAAGUGGGGCUCCUCGUCUCUAUUGAAGCAAAAAAUGCUGAAUAGAGGCUGGUGUCCCAUGGAUGUUCAGAGAAGUCUACGAGACAUGGGAGUGGACGGUCAUUAUUAUAUUGCAAAGUCUUCAAAUCUCGAGGUCAACAUAUCUCAUGAUCGAUGCACGCAAAGCCAAUGUUUCGCUCGAAAUAUUGACGAGGUAACCUAUCAACAGAAACAUUGUUGUGAAAGUGGCAAAUGCAAUAUGGUGCUUGUCGACGAGGACCUGUUGUGUAAAAUCAUUGAUGCAGGUCAGGUUCCCGUAUGCUCGUGGGAUCAAUCGAAGAAAAGGCUCUCGUUGAAAUCUUCGACCAUCGAGAAGCGUGGUUCGUCGAGCUUACCAUUUCUUGCCAUCUCUCAUGUAUGGAGCGAUGGCUUGGGCAAUCCUCAUCAUAACGGGCUGUACCAAUGUCAACUUGAUCAGCUUCAAGCCAUGGUCAAAGCAGCGGCCACCGACCAUAAACUAAAAGGGCAGCCUGUCCACUUCUGGAUUGACACUCUGGCAGUACCCGUUCGAGACACUCCCGAGAUGAAAGAACGGCGCAUGCGUUGCAUCCGACAAAUGGCGAGCAUAUACAAGGGUGCCGUUGGUACCCUCGUAUUGUCAGCCAACCUUCGACAGAUUCCUUCCGAUGCACCCGAGCACGAGAGAGGCCUGGCAUUGUACCUCACGAACUGGGUUCGCCGAUUGUGGACAUUCCAGGAGGGGAUGCUUUCGGAGAAGAUCCUUUUACAAUUUGCAGACAAAGUCAUCAACAUGGAUCAUAUGAUCUGUCCUGAGGUGGGCAGGUCUAUCACUCGAGGUCGAUGUGUUACAUUCCCAAAGCAAGCUUCAGUCGCCGCGACGUCUUCCCUUUUCAUCCUUCGCGAUAUACUUCGCGACAAGAUGUUUGAGAUGAUGGGACCGAUGUAUGCCCGAGUUGGCCCUUUGGCCCCCGCCAUCAGUGCACUACAAUUCCGCUCCACGUCCAAGCUGAGCGACGAAACAAUCUGUUUGGGGGCAUUGAUGAGAUUAAGAAUUGCUCGUCUACUCGAGGUUGACAAGGACAUCAUCAAAGAAUAUAGCGCGAAAGGGGUUCAACUUGAGAAAGUCAGCGAUCAUGAGCGCGCCGAGAGGCGGAUGGAGACAUUUCUAAGUAUGGUUCGAGUGUUCCCACACGACAUCAUUUUCAAUUCACACACUAGGCUAACCAGGGAUGGAUUUCGCUGGGCUCCAUCCUCCUUCCUGGGGAUUCCGAGUGGCGGCUUCACUGCCACAGUCGAGGGCUCUUUCACGACAUUCGACAAGCAGCAAAGUGGCCUAUCAUACACGGGAUCAGGUUUCAUUGCCACCAUGCCCUGCGGCAGCAAAAACGGACAGCCUCUCGAUGGCGAUCUAUUGGUCCGACUUCCGAUGCCUAACACGAAACUCCUUGAGGUAGUUGUUCGAAAGCGGAAGGCGAGAGGUGAGCUUCUAGGCAAUACUUGGCCAACAGGCAGAAAAUAUGCCUUUAUCCUUCGACGCCCUCUUCAGGCCGGAGAGUCUCAGAGUUCGAAUGCCUCAAAGCUCCCCAAAACCCCAACUAAUGGCCCUGAACUCGAAGUAUGGUUUGAGACUCUAUUCGCCGAGUUGAAUAAUGACCAUCAUGAAAUCGAUGUUGUCGUGGGCACCGUCGUUCAUGGAGACGAGGAAUACGGCAGCCCCAAGGAUGUGACCACCAUUCGUCACGAAUUUCUUGCAAAUCUGACAGUUCUCAACCCAUCUGCCCUUCCUGAACAAGGACUGGAUGAAUUAGAGUUGCUUAAGCGCUUGGGCAUAAAUCACAGUAGACGAUCAGGACAUGAACAAGCUCAAGACAGUCCCAGUACUGACGAGGACGAGGAGGAAUCCACAACCGAUGAUGAUGAUGACGACGAUGAUUCUCUGGACUCAUUCGAUUCUGCGGAAUUUGACUUGAAAGAGGACUUUGAAACUUCCUCUGACUGCUCAGAAGAUCCUGACAGGUAUGGUGACGUGGGUACUGGAGCUGGUGAUGAAACACAACGCAAAGAUUCGGUCAACUUUCUCGACGAUACUCUAAGUGAGAAAGAGUGGUACGAGAAUACAAUCGAGGAUUCUGAUUCAGAGUAUGAAGAUGUCACUCUGUCUUUUAAGGAGAUAUGUGCCCCUGCCGAAACGCCCUUGAUCGAGACUGAGGGAGUGUUGAAAGGGCAAUGGACUGAUUGGCUCAUUCGUUGA
Molecule: messenger RNA, 2844 nt
Organism: Exophiala mesophila
Lineage: Eukaryota; Fungi; Ascomycota; Eurotiomycetes; Chaetothyriales; Herpotrichiellaceae
Exons: 3
Coding region: 1-2844 (947 amino acids)
Source: RefSeq, a predicted model, not a curated record